AUGGCUCCCAGGGACACCUUCUUCCGCUCGGCGGAUAUGAGCUUGACGCAGCUCUAUAUCUCGAAUGAGAUUGGGAGAGAGGUUGUUAGUGCGCUUGGUGAGCUUGGACAGGUGCAGUUUCGUGAUCUGAACCCCGAGACCAAUGCGUUCCAGCGCACGUUUACGAAGGAGAUUCGGCGGUUGGAUAAUGUUGAGAGGCAAUUGCGCUACUUCCACACCCAGAUGGAAAAGGCCGAUAUCACGAUGCGCUCGUCCAACGAAUUCUCCGACACCCUAGCCGCCCCUCUAGCCUCCGAGAUUGACGAACUCGCCGAACGAAGCGAGAGCCUCGAGCAGCGAAUCGCCUCCUUGAACGAUAGCUACGAGACGCUGAAGAAACGCGAAGUCGAACUGUCCGAAUGGCGCUGGGUUCUCCGGGAGACUGGUGGAUUCUUCGACCGCGCGCACACCCAUACGGAGGAUAUUCGUCAGUCGUUUGAUAAUGAUGAGGCGCCGUUGCUGCGAGAUGUGGAGCAGCAGCCGCAGCGCGGUGUUAAUGGUGAUGCCGGGCAGCAGCAGAGCUUUCUGGAGAUGAAUAUUGGGUUUGUGGCGGGUGUUAUUCCGCGGGAUCGGAUUGGGGCGUUUGAGAGGAUUCUGUGGCGGACGUUGCGUGGUAACCUUUAUAUGAAUCAGUCGGAGAUUCCGGAGCCGGUUGUUGAUCCGACUACGAAUGAAGAGACGAGGAAGAAUGUGUUUGUGAUCUUUGCGCAUGGCAAGCAUAUUAUUACGAAGAUCCGGAAGAUUUCGGAGUCGUUGGGUGCGUCGUUGUAUGGGGUUGAUGAGAAUAGCGAAUUGCGGAGGGAUCAGAUUCACGAGGUAAACACGCGGUUGGGGGAUGUUGGGAAUGUGCUGCGGAACACGAAGAACACGCUUGAUGCGGAGUUGAGGCAGAUUGCUCGGUCGUUGGCUGCUUGGAUGAUUAUCGUCAAGAAGGAGAAGGCUGUUUAUGACACGCUGAAUCGGUUCUCUUACGACCAGGCGAGGAAGACGCUUAUUGCUGAGGCGUGGUGUCCUACCAACUCGCUGGGAUUGAUCAAGGCAACUCUGCAGGAUGUCAAUGAUCGUGCUGGUCUUACUGUGCCGACGAUUAUCAACCAGAUUCGGACGAACAAAACUCCUCCGACUUACAUGCGGACGAACAAGUUUACUGAGGGUUUCCAGACGAUUGUCAACGCGUAUGGUAUCCCCAAGUACUCUGAAGUCAACCCUGCGUUGUAUACUGUGGUUACCUUCCCGUUUAUGUUUGCUGUCAUGUUUGGUGACUUGGGUCAUGGUUUGUUGAUGACGCUUGCUGCAGCUGCUAUGAUUCUGUGGGAGCAGAAGUUGCUGAAGACCAAGCUCGAUGAACUGUCUUACAUGGCUUUCUAUGGUCGUUACAUCAUGUUGAUGAUGGGUCUGUUCUCAAUGUACACCGGUUUCCUUUACAACGAUAUCUUCUCCAAGGCGUUCACCUUCUUCCCCAGUCAGUGGCAGUGGCCUGAUGACAUCCAGCGGGGUCAGUCUGUCGAGGCAACCCUGAAGGAUGGAUACCGGUUCCCGAUUGGAUUGGACUGGAACUGGCACGAGGCUGAGAAUUCGUUGCUGUUCUCCAACAGUAUGAAGAUGAAGAUGAGUAUUGUGCUGGGUUGGGCGCAUAUGACUUACGCUCUUUUCUUGCAAUACGUCAACGCGCGCCAUUUCAAGUCCAAGGUUGAUAUUAUCGGUAACUUCAUUCCGGGAUUCAUCUUCUUCCAGUCGAUCUUUGGAUACCUUGUCUUGACUAUUGUUUACAAGUGGUCUGUUGACUGGGCGGCUAAGGGGCAGUCGCCUCCUGGUUUGCUGAACAUGUUGAUCUUCAUGUUCCUGUCCCCCGGCACGGUUGAGGAGCCGCUGUACCCAGGCCAGUCCGGCGUACAACUCUCCCUGCUGCUGCUUGCUCUCAUCCAAGUGCCCCUCAUGCUCUUCUUCAAGCCCUUCUACCUCCGCCGUGAGAACGAACGGGCGCGUGCCCAAGGGUACCGCGGCCUCAGUGAACCCGCCCGCGUCAGCGCGCUAGAAGACGACAAUGGUCGCGACAGCAUGGCCAGCGAAGGCGACGGCACCAACGAAGGCACCGCCAUGAUCGCGCAGGACCUCGACGCCGACGACGAGGAACACGAAGAAUUCGACUUCUCCGAAGUCAUGAUCCACCAAGUCAUCCACACCAUCGAAUUCUGCCUAAACUGCAUCUCCCACACAGCUUCCUACCUGCGUCUCUGGGCCCUGUCCCUCGCACAUCAGCAACUCUCCAUCGUCCUCUGGGACAUGACCAUCGGCGGCGCGUUCGAGCAGGAAGACCCCACGACGAGAAUCAUUAUGAUCGUGGUUACGUUCUUUAUGUGGUUUACGCUGACGAUUGCCAUUCUGUGUGUUAUGGAGGGAACCAGUGCGAUGUUGCACUCGCUGCGUUUGCACUGGGUUGAGGCUAUGAGUAAGCAUUUCCAUGGUGAGGGCAUUCCGUUUGUGCCGUUUAGUUUUAAGGCGUUGCUUGAGGAGGAGCCGGUCGACUGA
Messenger RNA from Aspergillus glaucus CBS 516.65, 2568 nucleotides. RefSeq names its product H(+)-transporting V0 sector ATPase subunit a. The record is from RefSeq and is a predicted model, not a curated record. The coding region runs from base 1 to 2568 and encodes 855 amino acids. Gene Ontology annotation, molecular function: proton-transporting ATPase activity, rotational mechanism; ATPase binding. NCBI's taxonomy places the organism in Eukaryota, Fungi, Ascomycota, Eurotiomycetes, Eurotiales, Aspergillaceae. Gene Ontology annotation, biological process: proton transmembrane transport; vacuolar acidification. Gene Ontology annotation, cellular component: fungal-type vacuole membrane; vacuolar proton-transporting V-type ATPase complex; vacuolar proton-transporting V-type ATPase, V0 domain. The transcript is spliced from 3 exons.